Messenger RNA from Serendipita indica DSM 11827, 3006 nucleotides. The record is from the annotation of a GenBank genome assembly. NCBI's taxonomy places the organism in Eukaryota, Fungi, Basidiomycota, Agaricomycetes, Sebacinales, Serendipitaceae.
AUGGACGCCUUUGGCUUUUGCGCCCUGCGUGCAUUCUUAAUCCUCCAUUUGAAGACGUUUGUCGUCCAAGUGAUUGACGCGAUGCCAGUAGCUACCUUGAAAACAGCCCUCGUAUUCAUCCUGUCGAUUCUUGGUCUCAGGGUGACUGCCCAAAAUGGCUACGAAGUACCUGCUGGUUCUCCCGGAUUCUACCAUGGGAACUCGAGUGCCAGCGUCACGUUCGACCAAUACUCUCUAUUCCUUGAUGACAAGCGAACAUUGUUUCUCUCAGGAGAAUUCCAUCCAUACAGAUUACCUUCCACAAAGCUCUGGAAGGACGUUUUGCAGAAAUACAAGGCCGCAGGGCUGAAUGGUGUAUCGAUCUAUUUACACUGGGGUCUCAUCAGUCCGAGCCAAGGGAUAAAUCGCUGGACGGACCAUAAUGACAUCGUCAAGUUCUACGAAAUAGCGAAGGAGGUUGGGCUCUUAGUCAUUGCACGCCCUGGCCCUUACAUCAACGCCGAAUCAGCUGGAGGUGGUCUGCCUGCUUGGCUAACAGUAGUUCCUGGUCUGGCAAGAACAAACGCGACUGCUUACCGCGAAGCUUGGCAUCCAUACAUCAACGAGUUUGCGAAACUAUCUGCUCCGUAUCAGUAUCCGGAUGGUCCGCUCAUAGCUGUCCAAGCGGAGAACGAAUUUGGCCCAAGCGAGUGGUACCAUAUUGCUGGUCUAAAUGAGUACAUGCAAGAUGUGAUUGAUACUCUUCGCACCGGCGGUCUCAACAAAGUUCCGAUCACCCACAAUGACAAAAAUCCUGGCGGAGCAUUUGUCAAAGGCGUCGGCGCUGUUGAUCUCUACGGCUUUGAUGGGUAUCCAGCGGGAUUCCAAUGUGCAUCGCCAGAAACCUGGCCAGAGCUGGAGACGAAUAUGCAUGCAAAUCAUAUGAAGCUUUCCCCAGCUGUGCCACUGGCACUCUACGAGUGGCAAGGUGGUGCCUUCGACUACUGGAACUCUAAUAAUGGGUACGAUAAGUGCUAUAAACUCACAAAUGAGCAAUUUGCGAACGUGUUUUAUAAGAACAAUAUUGCUGGUGGCGUGAGACUGCAGAAUCUCUAUAUGACGUUUGGUGGUUCGAACUGGGGAAAUCUGGGCACCGAGACUAUCUACUCUAGCUAUGACUAUGGAGCUGCAAUUCGGGAAGAUCGCACGGUCACUCCAAAGUUGAACGAGAUCAAAGUUCAAUCUUACUUCCUACAUGCGAGCCCGGCAUAUAUGACCUCAGAUCGAAUUGGUGACGGGUCUCAAGCCACAGGAACGCCCUUUAGUGACUCGAAUGAAAUCUACACAACCCUCUGGAAAGACUCGAAGAGUGGAACAGGGUUCUAUAUUGUUCGACAAACCACCAAUACGAAAUUGACGCCAACACUCUUUACCCUUCGCGUAAACUCGACAGUCCUAGGGACCGACAUCGUCAUGCCAUCCUCCGGGGUAAUGUCUCUUGAUGGAAGAGAAUCUAAGAUUCUCGUCGCGGACUACAAGUUUGGCAAUUCCAAGCUCCUGUUCUCGACAGCAGAGGUCUUGACAUGGCAAACCUUCGACGGUGUCGACUAUAUAUACUUAUACACAUCGCCGUCAGACAAUUUCGAGAUCAUUGUCCAGGCUUCAGGUUUAGCUUCCUCGAACUCAACAACGCCACCAGGCUUCACGAUCAAUUCGACCGAGAAGUACACUGUGGUUUCUGCCCAAGCAAACCGCGCUAGUGCCGUUACUGCGAUCCCAGUUGGAAACGCGGUGAUCAUUCUGGCGGACAAAGCGAGCGCUUUGGCUACAUGGGCCCCACGACUUGCGCCUUCCACUGAUCCUGGUCACUAUACUCCAAGUCCUGACGCCGCUGGUGUCUGGAUCAUGGGACCGUACCUAGUUCGAAGCGUAUCUCUCAACAAAGGGACGCUCUCUUUAGAGGGAGAUCUUAACUCGACGGCAAAUAUUGACAUAUGGGGCCCGUCAAGUAUCAAGAAGGUGACUUGGAACGGAAAUCCGGUGGCUCUGUCCCGCAACACGCUUCGCGGCUCGCUCAGUGGCACGGUCAAAUAUACGCUGAAGUCCAAUGCCAUCAAGAUACCGGACAUCUCGAGGUCAACGUGGAAAUGCAUUGACAACACACCUGAAGCAUAUGCGGACUUUGACGAUUCAAAAUGGGUUGUUGCGAACAAGACUAGCACAAAUCGCCCGCAGAAGCCCUAUGCGGGAAAGUAUGUUCUCUAUGGAGACGAGUAUGGCUAUCAUGGAGGAGAUUUGGUCUGGAGAGGGCAUUUCGACGGGAACGCAACAGGCGUCGAGCUGUCUGUGCAAACGGGCUACUCUGGGGCUGCAAUGGCGUAUUUAAACGGGAAUCCUAUAGGGUCAGCCCAAGGACUAUCGCAGGAUUACAACGUCGACGACGAAUUCAAAAAACCUCGAGGCAUCCGUGGAUAUAAGUUACUUGGCAACGGCGUAGAUUUCGUGAAAUGGACGGUGGCUGGCAAUGUUGGUGGAGAAAGUGGUCCAGAUCGCGUACGUGGUCCAUAUAACGAAGGUGGCUGGUACUAUGAGCGCAUUGGUGCUCAUCUGCCUGGGUUCAACGAUACGAAGUGGUCGGCAUGCUCGCCUUUGACAGGCAGGACGGCGCCGGGUAUCACCGUCUACCGCACGAGCUUUGAUCUCAAUAUCCCGAAGGGUGCAGACGUCCCUCUUGCACUCGACUUAGAACUUGACUCAAUUGCAUACCGAUCCGUUAUUUGGGUAAACGGAUGGCAAUUUGGCCGAUUUGCAUCUUCCCUUGGGCCCCAAACUUCCUAUCCUGUCCCUGAGGGUAUACUGAAUCACCAGGGCAAAAACGAGGUAGUCGUGACUCUCUGGGCGCUGUUUGACGGGGGUGCGAAAAUGAAGAAAUUAGAGCUCAACAAGCGAGCUGUCAUCGAAUCAAGCAAGGCGUCGAACAUUGGUGUCGUUGCAGCGCCAGAUUGGAAAGCGGCGCGAGGAAACUGA